Manduca sexta (tobacco hornworm) is the source of this 3235-nucleotide messenger RNA. It is a transcript of the gene Su(dx), whose product is annotated as E3 ubiquitin-protein ligase Su(dx). The coding region runs from base 308 to 2953 and encodes 881 amino acids. Gene Ontology annotation, biological process: ubiquitin-dependent protein catabolic process. The transcript has 14 exons. NCBI's taxonomy places the organism in Eukaryota, Metazoa, Arthropoda, Insecta, Lepidoptera, Sphingidae. Gene Ontology annotation, molecular function: protein binding; ubiquitin protein ligase activity. The record is from RefSeq and is a predicted model, not a curated record.
GUGAUCGACCGUCACAGACUGACAGUUCAGAGAAUUUUAUUGUGUGACUAAUUUCAGGGAAUGUAAAAAUAUUUUUAUAUGUUUUCAUUUCAUCGUUUCUUUCUCAAAAAUUAAAAUCAUUUGGAGUGUUGUUAUUGUGUUUCAAUAAUAGUUCAUUGGAUACUGUGAGAUAAGAAAAACGAUAAAUGAGAUAAUUGUAAGACUUCCCACAGUUGAAUUGUAGUAUUCGACGGCACUGAUGUUGGCAGUGAGGAUGCAGUGACUUAUAGCAUGCCCAUGAUUAAGUUAACUUGCAGUGACAAUCAACAUGACUGAAAGUGUACCUGCACUGACUGCCCCUAUUUCUCUGUCAACAUAUCAUCAACUCAGUUUAACAGUUGAAUCAGCAAAUAUAAAAAAUUCUGGGAUAUUUAAACCAAACCCCUACCUACAAGUGAUAAUAGAUGAUAAAAUAUCAAGAAAAACUGAAGUAAUAAGAAACACUCUACAUCCCAAAUGGAAAGAAGAUCUCACUGUUCUGGUGACCCCACAGUCACAACUGUUGUUCCGGCUUGCAGAUUAUCAUAGCUUUAGAAAAGAUAAUGUGAUAGGAGAGAAAAGAAUUAAUCUGCUCAGAGUUUUGUUAUACUGCAAUGGGAAAUGUGAAAGUGUGGAAUUAACAAUAGAUUUAAUGAAGUCUGCAUCUCAAGAGAGCACAAGCAAUGGCAGUGCGGAGGUUAAAUCGGCAGAAUUGGUGGUACUUCUUGAUGGUUUAUCCAUUGAUCCCAGCGUUUUGCGGCAAUCACAUGAGCUGUUGGGUGAGACUGUGAACUCGUGCAGUCCUCUUAAUGACGGAGUGCGCGCCAGAAUCAGAACGCGUAAUAAUCCAGAGACCAUGAGAUCUAUUUUGCGUUCACAAACAUUAAGACCUCCACCUGGCCCUCCGCCUUUAAGCAACGGCGCGGUGCACGGCAUGUCGACUUCUACUGGAGUAACAUUGGCAGCAGAGAGUGCAGCCGGCCCAUCACAUCAAGAGCCUUCGGGAUCACACGACACUAACGCCAUACAACCGACUGCCGGUGCUAAUUACCCUAAUGCUGCCGAAGAACCCUUACCUGCCGGAUGGGAAAUGCGCUACGACGUUUAUGGCCGACGGUAUUAUGUGGACCACAACACGCGUUCGACUUCGUGGGAGCGGCCACAACCGCUGCCGGUGGGGUGGGAGGUGCGGCGCGACCCGCGCGGGCGCGUGUACUACGUGGACCACAACACGCGCACCACCACGUGGCAGCGGCCCGACACGGAGCGGCUGGCGCGCUUCCAGCACUGGCGCGGCGAGCGGCGCCACGUGGUCGCGCAGGGCAACCAGCGCUUCCUCUACCCGCACCCGCAGCCGCCGCACCAGCCCGACGCUGACGCCGACCUCGGCACGCCAAGCAGUAGUAGUGCGGGCACUGCGGCGGCAGCGGGCACGGCGCCCAGUAUCGCUGCGGGGGCCGCGGGCGCCGGCGGCGGGGCGGGAGGGGCGCCGGGCGGCCCCGCGCCCGCCGACGACGGGCUCGGCGCACUGCCCGCCGGCUGGGAGCGGCGCGUGCAACCCGAUGGACGCGUCUACUACGUCAAUCACAAAAACAGGACUACGCAGUGGGAGGACCCGCGUACGCAGGGUCAAGAAGCCUUGGAGGAAGCUCUGCCACCAGGGUGGGAAAUUCGUUUCACCGAAGAGGGCACGAGAUAUUUCGUGGAUCACAACACGCGCACCACUACAUUCCAGGACCCUAGGCCCGGCGCUCCCAAGGGACCACAAGGAGCUUAUGGCGUGCCUAGAGCCUACGAACGAUCGUUUAGAUGGAAACUUAGUCAAUUCAGAUAUCUUUGUCAAAGCAAUGCUUUACCCAGUCAUAUCAAAAUCACUUUGUCGCGACAAACGCUCUUUGAAGAUUCUUAUCACCAGAUUAUGAAGUUACCCGCCUACGAAUUGCGCAGACGUCUGUACAUAAUAUUUAGAGGGGAGGAGGGGCUCGACUACGGAGGCGUCAGUCGAGAAUGGUUCUUCUUGCUUUCGCACGAAGUCCUUAAUCCGAUGUAUUGUCUAUUUGAAUACGCAAAUAAAAACAAUUACAGCUUGCAAAUAAAUCCAGCCAGCUACGUCAACCCAGAUCAUCUUCUAUACUUCAAAUUCAUAGGAAGGUUUAUAGCAAUGGCUCUGUACCACGGUAGAUUCAUCUACUCAGGAUUCACUAUGCCGUUUUACAAGCGAAUGUUGAAUAAGAAACUGACCAUGAAAGACAUCGAAUCCAUCGAUCCAGAAUUUUAUAACUCUUUAGUGUGGAUCAAAGAUAAUAAUAUAGAUGAAUGCGGACUCGAGAUGUGGUUCAGUGUGGAUUUUGAAGUGUUGGGUCAAGUAAUACAUCAUGAACUUAAGCCUCUCGGUGAUAAGGAAAGAGUUACUGAGGCAAAUAAAGAACAAUAUCUCCAAUUGGUCACUCAAUGGCGAAUGACUCGAGGAAUAGAAGAACAAACAUCUGCUUUUCUAGACGGCUUUAAUGAGGUGGUCCCUUUGGAGUGGUUGAAAUAUUUUGAUGAACGUGAGCUGGAAUUGAUGCUAUGCGGCAUGCAAGAGGUCGACGUAGACGACUGGCAGAGAAACACAAUAUACAGACAUUACACACGGUCUAGCAAGCAAGUGCUUUGGUUUUGGCAGUUCGUGCGACAAAUGGACAAUGAGAAACGAGCCCGACUACUUCAGUUCGUGACAGGAACUUGCAGAGUUCCCGUGGGAGGGUUUGCUGAACUUAUGGGUUCGAACGGGCCACAACGAUUUUGUAUUGAAAAGGUUGGAAAAGACACUUGGCUGCCACGUUCGCACACUUGCUUUAAUCGCCUGGACUUACCACCGUAUAAAAGUUACGAACAAUUAUGCGAGAAACUUAAUUAUGCUAUUGAAGAAACCGAAGGUUUUGGUCAGGAAUAAAGAAACUAUUUGUACUAUUACUACUAGCCUUAGUAAAUAUUUGUAAAUUAUUAUCACGUAAUGUUAUUGCACCAUCUCCAUACAGAGGAAUUAUUCACCAUUGGAAUUGGUGCUGUCUAAAAAGACCAACCAAAUAAUUACAUAUAUGAAUAUUUUGUAACAAAAGCUAAUUAUUAUUAUUAUGUAGAUACUAGUAUAUUGUCAGUUGUGUAAGAUAUAUUUGUUUGAACUGUAUUUAACAAAGUUCGUCUAUGAAGUUCAAUAAAUAAUUUUUAAAUAUUG